AGAACUCACAGAUGCCGGAAGGAAGUGGCAGAGCAGUUGCUAUGUUGCAACGAUAUGAAUGGAACUUCCUUAAAGUCCUCCUUUAUCUCCACAAAUAUAUCUUUUUCUCACAUUGACGUUUAAAAACUGAAAGCAACAGACGACUCUAAGAUGGGCUACAUGAGUGUGGAGGAGCACACCCCCUCGCUGCUGCGCCUCCGCAGGUCGCCUGGCGUGCGCUCCUGGUCUCUACUCGUGGCUCUGGUGUCGGUGGGGCUGGCGGCGGCGUACUACAGCUCAGACGGCCUCUUCUGGAAGAGCUUCUACGUGGCCGGCUGCCUGUUUGUGGCCCUCCAGAACAUGGAGGACUGGGAGGAGGCCGCCUUUGACAAAGACAAGAACCAGAUCGAGCUGAAGAGCAGCAGCUUGUACACGUUGGUGCUGACCUUGUGGAAAAAGGGUCACGAGCGUGUUGUGUUGGAUCUCAGGCAGCUGUGCGACGUCUGCGUUCAGGAGGAGACGGUGCGUUACUUAGGAAAAGGGUAUCUGCUGAUGCUGAAGCUGGAGGCCGGCUUCUCCUACCCCCUCACCCAGAGCGCCACGCUGGCAGGACCCGGUGACGUGGAGGCGGUUGGCGUCCUCCUGAAGCGCUUCCUGAAGCUGGAGGAGCUUCAGCGACACAGACAGCAGGACUACGAUGACGAUGAGGAGGAGGAGGAAGACUCUGUGAACCUGACGGACUCAGACGAUGAAGCAGAGCAGCUCUGAUCUUCUUCUUUUUGACUUCAAACACAUCGUUUGUCUUAAUUGCUGUUUGCCUUCCUGCUGAACUCUUAACGAGCGUUUACCUGUAAUGGAAGAGGCUCCGCCCACAGUCUUUGGGACCACCCUGCAGAUAUGUACCCCUCAGGUUUAUGCAUGUGCAGACAGGAGCUGUUUUCAGUAUUUUGACACAGGAUUCUCAGGUUAACGCGUUUAGAUUUUACUCAAACUCUUAUUUCCAGAGGAAAUAAAACCAAAGCUCCUUUUUUUUUUAAGAAAUGUGAUUUUAUUGUUUAGCAUUGAAUAAAGUUGUGCAGAACUGGA
Messenger RNA from Oryzias latipes (Japanese medaka), 1065 nucleotides. RefSeq names its product cytochrome b-245 chaperone 1 (gene cybc1). The record is from RefSeq and is a predicted model, not a curated record. Lineage: Eukaryota; Metazoa; Chordata; Actinopteri; Beloniformes; Adrianichthyidae.